Bombyx mandarina (wild silkworm) is the source of this 948-nucleotide messenger RNA. RefSeq lists its product as uncharacterized. The record is from RefSeq and is a predicted model, not a curated record. Lineage: Eukaryota; Metazoa; Arthropoda; Insecta; Lepidoptera; Bombycidae.
GAAGCCAUGGAGAUGCAAUGUGUCAAAGAAGUUGUUGGUAAAAUACGAUCACUUCGAAAUACUUACAACAAUGAGUUGUUAAAGGCAAAAAAAUCUAAUACUACGGGUAUGGCAACCAAUGAUCUGUAUAUUUCUAAAAUUCCUUGGCUGUGUCAUUUGGAUUUCUUGAAAAAUAUUGACAGUUACACGAGAGAAAAUACAGAAAAUAUGGCAGUAGACGCAUUAGAAAAAGUUGCAACGCAGCACUUUUUAAAUGAUGAAUUUGAUCUUUUUGGACAAACUAUAGCUGAACAGCUACGGCAACUUCCUUUAGAAAUUGCUCUGAAAACAGAGGAAAUGAUUUUAUCAACAGUCCGAAAGCAACGAAUCAAAUUAGCAAAACAACAGACAUCAACUCAAUAAGUUCGCCUUCCAACUUUAUCCUCGGAAUCCAAUACCUUUGCUUCUACCAGUGGUAAAAGUGGUGUAGUAACAGACAAUGAGUAUCCUUAUGAUGAGGACUACGAUGUACUCGCACGGGCUGUAGCAAGCAUUCAUGAUACAUCUAUGUCGAAGUCCAAAUAGAGUUAUGAUCAAUAUUAAUUUUUAAAUAUCCUAAGUUGUUGAUUGUUUGUAGCUACUUCCAAAUAAAAAAUAAAAAUUAUUUGCUUACCUCAAUUAAGUUUUUUAAUUCUUGGUAGACUGCAUCCAAGAUCUCAGGCACAAAUUUCGAUAUACUACAAGAUGAUACCCUGAAUUCGUAUGAUAAAGACUUAAAACUAUUUCCAGAUGCUAACAAGCGCAGCGUAAUUUGAAGUUUAAGUUUUGCUGGUAACGCUUCUCGACAUAUCGUAUCUUGUUUAGAUAUUUUGUUGGACACUCUUGUCAGUAAAAAAUUAAAAUUAUCUUCACUCAUUCUAAAAUAGUUUUUAUAGCUCUCAGGAUCUUCAUCUGCUAAUUCAGAGACUA